CAACAGGGAGAGAGCUGCAAUGAUUUCAGUUUCAUGCAAAAAUGCCUUCGUUUGGACAUCGCAGUAGUAAGCACAUACAAUACCGUCAGGGAGCCCCCAAGCCCGCACAAAAAACCUGCCAAAAACACAGAGAGCCCUAUUAAAGACACACAGGGACAUGUUCUUACCAAAUCCAAGAAGUAAACAAUGAGGCUCAUUGAUGCAACUGGAGGAUCAACACAAACUUGUAACAUCAAAUUGGCUUGGUCAUGAGUGGAAUAGUUCAACAGAUCUCUGUAGGUGCAGCCACCCCCUACUUCCUGCGAGUGGACUGGGCCGUAGACCUGGGUGUUGGAUUCACAUUAGCUCUCACCGAUGGACACUCGGCGUGGAUCGGAGAGGUUUCAGAAGAUGAGGUGACAAAAGAAGCCAACGACUUGGGAGCCACAAGGGACAGAUAUGUUGAGGAUCUUCUUCAAGCGCUAACAGGAGGCCCAGGAAGUAGAGGAGGAGGAAGGAGAAAAGGCGACAAGGCUGUGUAUUCAUUCCACGUCACAACAGAUCACUGUCAUCUCUCAUAUCAGAAGAUCUGUAAUGACAUCUCGGUUCAUUUGGGUUCAGUAGAGCUCCAGCCAGCUCCAGACCCUCUGGAGCUGAAGCGGGAGAUGAUUGGCCAGUCUCUAAAGUAUAGUACAGAUCUGGAGUCCAAGAACUGCCAGCUGUUAGAGGAGAACCGUAGACUGAAACAGGAGCACCAGAGAAUACUCAGAGAGCUGGGGCAGCAAGUGGAGGAUAAGGAGAUGUUGGAGGGGAAGAUGUACUCACGUUUUGUCAUGGUGCUGAAUGAGAAGAAGGCCAAGAUCAGAGGCCUGCAGGAAGCUGUCCGCCAUCUCCAGCCCACUGAAGACCAGCAGGCAGAUGGAGAGGGUACACAUAGUGACAAUGACACAACUUAUGGCGAAGACGACAGUCAGGACAGAAAGGAGGAGACGGUUCAGAGGAUCCAUCCAUCUCAGGAGCAAACUCUUCUCAUCACAGGUUGUAAUCUGGUGAGCCAGGGCAUCUCUAUGGACCAGACUUUUUCUGAUGAAGAGGAUGAACAACCGCGGCGAAAGCGAAGAUUACUUCACACCCUGAGCCCUGAACCUUCUGAGCAGGAAUAAAGGCAGGUCCUAAGGUCAUCACAGUGUGUCUUCACACUGACAGUAAUGAACCUCUGGAGAUUUACUCGGGUCUUCAUCUGACCAUUCUACCUUUGACUUCUCGACCUUCCUGCUGUCUUUAUGAUUUUGAUGAUACCUAAACGUCAGCUGAAGACCACGGGUGGCCGCCUGGAUAAUCCCACAACACGCGCUUGAAGGUUUAGUAAUCCCCACAGGAAUGUCACACUGUCUCCUCUAUACAUCCCAAAGGCAUUUUGUGAGCAGAGGCCCAGAUCAGUUUCUGAGGAUGAUUUACAGAUGAAUGCAUGAAGGUUUGAUCGAGAAUAAGACAAAGAUUAUGAAACUCUGUUAAUAUUUCACUCACUGGUUUUAUUUAAAAUAUUAGAGCAUGCUUACAUGACUACAGAAUAGCAAAGAAGAAAAAAGGCUUAUUUUUCUUAAAUUCUUUUUUAAAAAACCUAAUGAUGUGUUUUCCUUGUGUAAAAUACAUUUAAAUGUUUCUCAGCUGAUUCAAUCUAUAUCAUAUAAUCUGUAUUUAUUUCAUGUUCUAGAAAUGUAUUUAAAUAAAAAAUAUUUUAAUUGGGAAAAAAAUGAAAAGUUGUAAAUGUUUUGCAAUAUGUUUUAAUGUUUUACGUGGCAAGGCAUGUUCAUUUGAACUUGACUUCAAUACACAUUCAAACAUAUUUUUGUCUUUUCUGUAUUUUUGAAAUAUGAAGUCACUGCCUAACAGACAAAAAACAUGAAUAAUUGUUUGUAAUAAAGCCGUAAAUGUACAACA
Messenger RNA from Gymnodraco acuticeps, 1920 nucleotides. Its product is annotated as DNA repair protein XRCC4-like. Lineage: Eukaryota; Metazoa; Chordata; Actinopteri; Perciformes; Bathydraconidae. Gene Ontology annotation, biological process: double-strand break repair via nonhomologous end joining; response to X-ray; immunoglobulin V(D)J recombination. The transcript has 9 exons. Gene Ontology annotation, molecular function: DNA binding. The record is from RefSeq and is a predicted model, not a curated record. Gene Ontology annotation, cellular component: DNA ligase IV complex; nucleus; DNA-dependent protein kinase-DNA ligase 4 complex. Bases 249 to 1142 code for a protein of 297 amino acids.